This is a messenger RNA of Aphanomyces invadans, 2589 nucleotides long. RefSeq lists its product as hypothetical. Gene Ontology annotation, biological process: proteolysis. Bases 33 to 2291 code for a protein of 752 amino acids. The record is from RefSeq and is a predicted model, not a curated record. Gene Ontology annotation, molecular function: serine-type endopeptidase activity. The transcript is spliced from 2 exons. NCBI's taxonomy places the organism in Eukaryota, Oomycota, Saprolegniomycetes, Saprolegniales, Verrucalvaceae.
CUUCAACAUGGAUACAUUUUCCGGACCACAACAUGACGACCGCGCCGACUGCAGCGGCGGCAGCUGCGUCACUCCUUCAUGCCGUUGAAGGCAGCCAACGCACGUUUUCCAGUGGUCACAUCGUGCCUUCAACGGAUAAGAAGGAUGGUAGCGCUGUUCUCCAUGCCUCUCUUGUGUGGAAAGACCGUGAUCUUGUCAACAGCACCAUCCACUUGACGUCGACGCAACACGUUUUGUCCAACAACGCGAUCGUGUCCGGGCUGCCCACGAGUAUUACGCCGCAGUACGUGAGCUACUCCCCGUCAAGCAUGCGGUCGGUCGUGAUCACGGACGUUCCCGAUGACAACGCAUCGGCGCAGUUUGCGUUUUACUCGCAACAGCGUUUACUCCACGUCCAUCGCACACCGAAGGAGCUGCAUGGCGGGUUGUACUUGGGUGUGUCCGAAGGCGGUGUUUGCUGGUCCGAAGACGAGACGUUUGUGUACUACAUCGCCGAGCAAAAGGACGCCGACGGAAAACCUUUCUGGAGCCCCGCGAAUGCUGCCGCCGACGCUUCAAAGGACUCUUCGUCGGUCGUCGGGCAUCAGUUUGACUAUAAAGAAGAUUGGGGAGAGCAAUACGUUGGCAAGCGCACGUCCCGAGUCUUCACCAUGGUCGUCCAAAGCGGCCAGUGUGCCGAGGUACAAGGAAUCCCAUCGUCCUUGGCCUGCAGCGAAGUCGCAGUCGUGCCCCGCACCAACUCGAUCGUGUUCACUGCAAUCGACACGACGAGCCGCCGCCUCGGACUCAUCUACUGCUUCAACCGCCCCAAAGCCCUGUACUCGCUGGACGUGGCAUCGGAUGGCAAGGCCAUCAAGUUGCCGCUUCGACUUGCCGCCAACACCCGUUCGCCUCGCGUCAGUCCGGACGGAACCAAGAUUGCUUUCCUCGGCACGGCAGACGUCGUAACCCACAACACGUGCAACCUGCUAGGUGUAUUCGACUGGACUACCAAGGAAGAGCGCGUCGUCGUCCCAAUUGUGGACGAGCCAUCGGACUCGACCUUUCGUGGUUUGUACAUGCUGUCGCUGCUGCCGCACGCUUGGUCCCAUGACUCGACCCACAUCUACGUCAACACGGAAGUGGGCACGCGGGUGGUGUGGAAGGCGAUCGAAGUCGCGACUGGCGCGGUUCAGUCCCCCGAGUAUGCGCUAGGCGAUGAAGGCACUGGGUCGGAAGUGCUGGUCGACAUCUAUGCAAAUCACGCGCUCGUGGCCGUGAGCACGCCGCAAACGCCGGUCGGGAUUCAAUGGGUGAAUCUCCAGCACGGUGCGCACGUCGUGUCCCGCACACCUGUCUACACGCAAGGGCGUUGUCCAUUUGUCGAAUCGUGGUCCAUCGAGCCCAUCGCUCCAACCUCCAUCGCGAGUCGAGUGCUGUCCGUGGCGGCGCAAGCAGCGGCCCCACUGCUACCGCAGGUCUCGAGCGAAUCUCCGUACGACGCCCUCGUGUUGUGGCCAAGCCGUGCAUCGCUGGCGUCCCCUGGGGCGUCGGUGCCGUCCGCCAACGGCAUUCCUGUUGUCGUCGACCUGCACGGCGGGCCGCACGGCCACUCCCCCGCGACGUUCCGCGCGUCGUAUGCGUACUUUUGCGCGCUCGGGUUUGCCGUCGUCGCGGUAAAUUACCGUGGAAGUGUUGGGUAUGGCCGUGCGCCGCUGGAAUCGUUGGUCGGAAAAGUCGGCUCGCAAGAUGUCAUCGACUGCCAUCAUGCUGUGCUCCACGUGCUGGCCAAAUACGCAGGACGACUCGAUGCAACACGUGUGCAUGUGUCUGGCGGGAGCCACGGCGGCUUUCUCGUCGCGCACCUCAUCGGGCAGUUCCCGUCUUUUUACAGGUCGGCGGUCCUGCGGAACCCUGUCGUGAACAUCUCGAGCUUGUUUUUCACAAGCGACAUCCCGGACUGGGGGUGUGCAGUCACGGGGGUGGCUGCUUUUGACUCGAUUGCGACCAGGUCGGCCGUUGCGUCGUCCCAUGGCCCGCCGCGCAGCGCAACAUUGGCACGGAUGUGGGAACUCAGUCCCAUGGCGAACGACCUCGCGGCAAUCCAAACGCCGGUGCUGCUCGGCCUUGGUGGAAAGGAUCGCCGCGUCCCGCCGACACAAGGGAUCCAAUUCUUCCACAGCCUGCAGCACCAUGGGCGCACGGUCCGUGUGCAGUGGUACCCCGACGACUGCCAUCCCCUGGACUCGGUCAAGGCGUACGGAGACUUUGCCGUGCAUUGGGGCCUCUGGUUACUCCAGCAUAACACGUAAUUUCUGCAUUGUUCGGCGGGAGACAUGAAACACUUGAUGGUGUUUGUGAAGGAAAACCUGCUCGUGCAUUGUGUGUCCAUGCACUCCUGUCCGAUCAAUCGAGCCAUUCCGCGCCGCAGGAGGGCAAAUUGCACUCGGCUCUUCCAAGCGGGACCUCGUCCAUCUUCGAUUUCAUCUCCACCAGCGGGAGUUCAGCACACCCGUCAUGUGCGAUCCAGUCGCGAGCGAUGGCUUUGCUCUGUUCAGGCCGCAGCAAUUGAGACUGCAAUUGUACAGUAUUUGUAUUAUUUGUAUAAAA